This is a messenger RNA of Thlaspi arvense, 552 nucleotides long. The record is from the annotation of a GenBank genome assembly. Lineage: Eukaryota; Viridiplantae; Streptophyta; Magnoliopsida; Brassicales; Brassicaceae.
AUACUCUUGUUUCUUCCCGCACAAGAAAUGGCAAAUUUCAUGUCCGAAGCAGUGCAGCUCAGAAGAGGUCUGAAACCUAAAGGGAAGACUUAUGGUUUGACCAAUCAGAAGAGACGAGAGAUCAGAGAAAUCUUUGAUCUCUUCGACAUAGACGGUUCAGGUAGCAUCGAUGCUCGCGAGCUCAACGUUGCUAUGAGGUCUCUCGGGUUUGAGAUGAACAACGAGCAAAUAAACGAACUGAUGGCAGAGGUGGAUAAAAACCAAAGCGGAGCAAUAGAUUUCGAAGAAUUUGUUAAUAUGAUGACAACUAAAUUCGGAGAACGAGACUCUACAGACGAAUUGGCCAAAGCAUUUAAGAUCAUUGAUCACGACAACAAUGGAAAGAUUUCGCAUCACGACAUCAAGCAAAUCGCAAAGGAGCUAGGUGAAAAUUUCACAGAUAAUGAGGUAGAAGAAAUGAUCGAAGAAGCUGAUCGUGACAAAGAUGGAGAAGUUAAUUUGGAGGAGUUCAUGAAGAUGAUGAGGAGGACUUCAUACGGUUACGACAAGUAA